Molecule: messenger RNA, 1304 nt
Organism: Anopheles coustani
Lineage: Eukaryota; Metazoa; Arthropoda; Insecta; Diptera; Culicidae
Exons: 4
Coding region: 208-1167 (319 amino acids)
Cellular component (GO): cytoplasm
Molecular function (GO): phosphatase activity
Source: RefSeq, a predicted model, not a curated record
GAAGAAUUAUCAACUAUCUUAUUUGUGCGUCAUGUGUGUCGAAAGGUGGAUGGAUAAGAAAUAGUGCAUUAAAUUGAUGUGUUUGUGAAACAAGAAAUAAUAUUGCAUGGAAGAACGCAGUUAGAGAAACAUACAAAGGAAAACCACCGUACGACGAAUAGAUAAAAUUAAGCUCUGUGUUUGACCCCGUGCGUACAGUUGAUCCUGAUGGAGAAUAACAAUAUUAAGCACAUCCUACAGCUGUCGAAGGAAGAAAGGCGGGCCUUUCUCGAUUCCUUCGAUACGCUAAUGUCCGACUGUGACGGGGUGGUGUGGAACUUUACCGGUCCGAUCCCCGGAGUGGAUAAGGCGUUGCAGCUACUGCGAGCCGAUGGCAAGAAGCUUGCGUUCAUCUCUAACAAUGGCAUGCGUACGAUGGCGGAAUACCGGAAAAAAUUCCACUAUCUUGGCAUCGAGGCACAGCCGGAAGACAUCGUGCACCCGGCGUUGACAACAGUCCACUAUCUCAAGUCCGUCAACAUGCAGGAUGCCGUUUACUGCAUUGCGACGGAAGUUUUUAAGGACUAUCUGCGGGAGGCAGGAUUUCUAGUGCUCGACGAGCCCAAGGAACGAUUCCCCGACAACAGGGAGGCAAAUCAGGUGCGCGUCUAUUCGAGCUACUUUGACCAACACGACGCGGGUCCAAAGGUCGGUGCGGUUGUGAUUGACAUCGACGUGAACCUCUCCCUGGCGAAUCUGAUGAAAGCCAAGUGCUACCUGGAGCGGAACUCCGACUGUCUGUUCAUUGCCGGUGCGACCGAUUACGUGAUUCCACUCGACUCGAGCAUGGACGUGAUAGGACCGGGAUAUUUUAUCGACAUUCUUGAACGCACCACCGGCCGGGAUGCACUCGUGCUUGGUAAACCGGGAAAGGCGCUGGCGCAGGUGGUCCGGAAGAAGUUUCAAAUUACCGAACCAAAGCGUGUGCUGUUUGUGGGUGACAUGCUUCCACAAGAUAUGGGCUUUGGCACGCGGUGCGGUUUUCAGAAACUGUUAAUGCUUAGUGGCGGUACUUCUAAGGAUGUCCUAUUGGCCCAUGACGAACCGGACGAACUGCCCGACUAUUAUGCGGACAGUUUUGCCGAUUUUAUUGAACUGUACAACGACGGCAGUCGUAGUGAAGAAUAGUCCGCGCUGCAAGCAGCUGCAUUUACAUGCGACCUUGCAUCUCAAUAAUGUGCAUUAUUUUACCCCACAGAAAACAUUCUCAUAUAUGUGUUUAGAUUUUAGAAUAGUUAAAAUAAAUGAAAUCAUGACUAAAAGCA